Pelmatolapia mariae (spotted tilapia) is the source of this 3389-nucleotide messenger RNA. RefSeq names its product isoleucyl-tRNA synthetase 2, mitochondrial (gene iars2). Gene Ontology annotation, cellular component: mitochondrion. The transcript has 24 exons. The record is from RefSeq and is a predicted model, not a curated record. Gene Ontology annotation, biological process: isoleucyl-tRNA aminoacylation; mitochondrial translation. Lineage: Eukaryota; Metazoa; Chordata; Actinopteri; Cichliformes; Cichlidae. Gene Ontology annotation, molecular function: tRNA binding; aminoacyl-tRNA deacylase activity; ATP binding. The coding region runs from base 255 to 3380 and encodes 1041 amino acids.
AAUGUCUUUCUUUCUGCUGUCAUGGUUCAAAAUAAACAGCGCCCCCGGUGGCAUCUCGCUGUCAAAAAUGCGAAAGCUUCACCCAUGACUCCGCUGGGUUUCCGUAGUUGUCCUCUCCUGUAUUUCUUCCGAAGGAAACAGAACACGCUAAUACAGAAGGGCGGACUAAAACAACACGGAAACUUCACGCAGAAACAACAAAGCUGUCUGUUUUUGCGAGUUAGCAGCUCGGCCGCAGAGCUAUUCGUCUGUCCAUGCUGCGGCUGCUGUGCCGGAGUUCGGCGGGGAGCCAGACGCUAGUGCGAUGGGCACGGAGGUCACAGCGGGGAGGCGGCCUCCUCCUGCACCGCGCUCUGUCUUGCACCUCCAGCUGUCGCUGUCACGGUACCGGUUCGGGUGAAGUUAAUGGUCAGCCCGCAGAGAACGGCUCCGGUAACGCACUGUACCGGGAUUCGGUGCUUUUGCCCAAGACAGAGUUCCCGAUGAAACUGACCGGACAGAAGCUUCUGGACCGAGAACUCCAAAUACAACAGGAGUGUGGUUUUGCAGAUUUGUACUCAUGGCAGCGGGAGAGGAAGGCCAAGAAUAAGUUCUGCCUUCAUGAUGGACCUCCGUAUGCUAAUGGAGACCCUCAUGUUGGACACGCUCUCAAUAAGAUCCUGAAGGACAUCCGUAACCGUUUUGAGAUGCUAAGAGGGCGGCAGGUGCACUACAUCCCAGGGUGGGACUGCCACGGCCUCCCUAUUGAGCUGAAGGCUCUGGGAGACCUGGGGACGAGCAGCCUUAGUCCUCUGCAGAUCAGACAGAAAGCGCGGGAGUUUGCAGAGGGAGCGAUAGCCCGCCAGAAAGCUGCUUUCCAGCGCUGGGGGGUGAUGGCUGAUUGGGAUCAGUGCUACUACACUUUUGAUGGCACCUACGAGGCUGCUCAGCUGAAAGUCUUCCAAGAGAUGCACAUUAAGGGGCUCAUUUACCAGGACUACAAGCCUGUCUUCUGGUCUCCUUCAUCCGGAACAGCUCUGGCAGAGGCGGAGCUAGAGUACAACCCCGAGCAUGUGAGCAGAGCCAUCUAUGCCACAUUCCCCCUCGUCACACUUCCACCAAAGAUCGCUUCACAAGAAGGGUUGGAAAGUGUCUCUGUGUUGGUGUGGACCACCCAGCCUUGGACCAUUCCUGCUAACCAGGCUGUCUGCUACAUGCCAAAUGCCCAGUAUUCUGUGGUGAAGAGAGCGGACAACUCUGAGAAGUUUCUAGUAGCAACUGAGCGGACGGCCAGCAUAGCAGCACUGCUGGGCACAGACCUGCAGACUGUAGGCACCUUCACAGGCUCCCUGCUUGAAGGUGGGAUCUGCAAACAUCCCACGAUUCCUGACAAGCAAGUGCCAUUGCUGCCAGCUAAUCACGUGACCAUGGUGAAGGGAACUGGAUUGGUUCACACGGCACCGGCACACGGCAUGGAGGACUACAGUGUGGCCUCGCAGUUUAAACUGCCUGUGGAAUGUAUGGUGGAUGAAGACGGGAAAUUCAAUGAAUUAGCUGGACCUGAACUACAGAAGCUUUCUGUAAUGACAGAAGGAAACGAUAAAGUGAUUUCAAUGCUGAAGCAGAGCAAUGCUCUGCUGAAGGAGGAGCAGUGCAUCCAUAGUUACCCAUAUGACUGGAGGACAAAGCAACCUGUAGUCAUCAGACCCAGCAAACAGUGGUUCAUCAACACAGAGUCACUCAAAGACAAAGCAAAGGAGGCCCUGCAGAAGGUGCGCGUUUUGCCCGAGUCGGCCAGGAGCAGCCUGCUCACCAUGCUGGACAGACGGACAUACUGGUGCAUCUCCAGGCAGCGCAGCUGGGGCGUCCCCAUCCCCGUCUUCUACCAUAAAGAAAGUGGAGAUGCUCUCAUCAACAAAUACACUGUGUCCCACAUCGCACAGCUCUUCAAAGAAAAGGGCAGCGACUGUUGGUGGGAGCUUCCCAUUGAGACUCUGCUGCCUCCCGAGGUGCUCAAGAAGAGUAAAGCAGGUGCAGUGAGUGAUUAUGUUCGUGGAGAAGACGUCCUGGACAUUUGGUUUGACAGUGGAGCGUCGUGGGCAGCAGUGCUCGAAGAGGAAAUGGAGGAAAACUCUGAUGAGCCUGAGUCACGUCUCAAAUGGCUCCCAGCUGGGCUCCAGAAAUCUCUGGUUACAGCGGAGUCUGACUCUCGGGCUGACGUUUAUGUGGAGGGAAAGGACCAGAUUGGAGGCUGGUUUCAGUCAUCGCUGCUCACCAGUGUGGCUGUCCGGAACAAGGCACCUUACAAGUCUCUUGUGGUCCACGGCUUUGCAGUCAGUGAGAAAGGAGACAAGAUGUCCAAGUCGGUGGGCAACGUUGUGGAUCCUGAUGUGGUCAUUAAUGGAGGGAAGGGCCCCACUGAGCCGGCCUACGGGGCAGACGUGCUCCGCUGGUGGGUGGCAGAGUCGAACGUCUUCUCUGAGGUCCAGAUUGGCCCCUCUGUGCUCAACUCAGCCCGGGACAGUAUCAGUAAGCUGAGGAACACUCUGAAAUUCCUACUGGGAAACCUGCAGGGCUUCGACCCACGACUGCAGGCUGUGGAUCCCAAACAGAUGCACUACAUCGACCAGUACAUGCUGCACCUGCUGCGUGAGUACAGCAUCAAGGUUGAAGAUGCCUACAGUGAGUUUGAUGCUGGCAGGGUCAUCCGUGUGCUGCAGGCCUUCAUAACCAGAGAACUCUCCAGCUUCUACUUCAGUAUCAUCAAGGACAGGCUGUACUGCGAUGCAGAGGACUCGUUGGGUCGAAGAUCCUGCCAGACGGUUUUAGAGGAAAUUCUGGAUGGCGUGACGAGAUCCAUCGCUCCGAUCUUGCCACAUAUGGCUGAAGAGGUGUACCUGCACGCACCAGGACAUGACAAAGGGGAGACAUUAUUUAAAAGUGGCUGGAUUAAAAGCAGCUCUGUGUGGCGGCGACCAGGAUUAGAGGAGGCUGUGGAAGGAGCGUGUGCCAUCAGGGACUCCUUCCUGUCUUCCAUUCCUGGCAAAAACGCCGCCAGGUACGACCUCACUGUCGCCAUCGAACCAGGCCUCUUGUUCGAACUCAUGGAGUCUCUCCAGGAGGAGCCCACCUCCACCACCUCCCAGCUGGCUGAGCUGAUGAUGGCAGCUCGGGUCAACCUGGCCACAAAGAUGCCUCGAGACCUGGAUCCGGAGGCUCUGCUGAACCAUGGCACCUUCCUCAUCAACCUGGAGGGUGGUGUAAUCCGCGAGGAGAGCGCCUACAGUAUCGCAGUGACGCCCACCUCUGCUGCCCGUUGCCCACGGUGUCGCCGCUACACCACCAACUCAGCGGAUUGCCUCUGCCCGCGCUGCCAGAGUGUCGUCUCCCAGGCUCACUGAUGACCUCUG